CCUGGAAAUCCACAAUUUCGUUGCCAUUAACAGCUGACCCGAUUUAGCAGGCGGUCUGGCAUCCGGAUCGGGCUACCUCGGGGCUUCCCCAGGCAAAUGCUCUUGUAACUUACCCCACUUUGCAUACCGCGAACGUUACGUUAAAAUUGCGAGAAUCUGCCCGCAAAGAAACAUUCCAAAAUCAGAUUGAAACGCGCAUUUUGCGGAUUGCGUUGCCAGGGAGUAUCAACACCAAGUACUUCAUCUCACUACGACUCUCUACAACUGCGAAUAGCUUCAACAAUGCCAGAAUUAGCCGACGAGCUCUCCUUCCAGGAGGUGCGCGCGCAAUUCAAUGAAUUCAAUAAUCCGCGCUACAAACAGCCGCGGAUGACCUGUCACUGGUGCCGAAAGGAGACGAAUAGCAACAUCACCAGGCUCAGGGCGCAUCUCAAAGACUGCGUUCGCUUCCAAGAGACGCAAGAACCACGACAGUUCAGCCCGUCCAUGCUGCCUCCUCCACUUCCACCCCAGCCCACGCUUAGCCAACGGGAACCUCGAUUUGUGCCCGACUGGGGCACGUCACUCUACAACAAGGGCCGGGGCGAUCCCGAAGGCGGCCCCCCUCGUAGUGACCGAGAACUUGAGCUCAUAGCGGAAGUCCAAGCCAAGGAUCAGCGGAUCGCAGCACUCGAGCUCGAGAGGAAGAAGCUUAAGGAGCUGCUAGCCGACUACCGCCGAAGGGAGGGGGAUAGAAGCCUCGUGGCCCCUGAAGUCGCUCAUCGGCGUGCAGCGGUCGCUGGACCCCCCAACGGCACAACAGCAGCCUUCGGUCAACGCAGCGCCAGCUUCCCGGACCCUCCAAUCUUCUACAACGACAAGGACCGCGAUACGGUCACGUUCGAGAUGUGGUUCAGGCAGACCACCAGCAAGCUGAAGUACAACGCAGACCACUACCCCGACGACGGGGCGAAGCAGGCGUACAUUGAGAGCCGCCUCGGCCCCAAGGCCUUCGAGCUCGUGGCUCCAUUUCUGCGCGAAACCCACGAGGAACCCGUCACGUCGUCGCGGGAGCUCUUGGACCUUCUGUCUUCCUGUUUUGCUUCCUACCCGGACCUACCUAGCGAUGGAUAAGGUACUUGUCCUGCUUAGAUGAGCACGUAGCUGCAUUCUCAUGUACAGUAUAGUAGAUCCGUAAAGCAUCGCGCAACCAUGGCGCACUUUGCUGAGAUGGAGCGGCUCUGGCAUACUGGCCUCUUCUGCUUAUGAGACAGCCUGAUCUUUCGGCGAAUCUGUCUGAUGGUACUGGAUCUGCACAGACAGGAAGCCAU
Messenger RNA from Chaetomium strumarium, 1310 nucleotides. RefSeq lists its product as uncharacterized. NCBI's taxonomy places the organism in Eukaryota, Fungi, Ascomycota, Sordariomycetes, Sordariales, Chaetomiaceae. The record is from RefSeq and is a predicted model, not a curated record. The coding region runs from base 283 to 1113 and encodes 276 amino acids. The transcript has a single exon.